Messenger RNA from Trichosporon asahii var. asahii CBS 2479, 789 nucleotides. RefSeq lists its product as uncharacterized. The record is from RefSeq and is a predicted model, not a curated record. The transcript has a single exon. The coding region runs from base 1 to 789 and encodes 262 amino acids. Lineage: Eukaryota; Fungi; Basidiomycota; Tremellomycetes; Trichosporonales; Trichosporonaceae.
AUGCUCCCUGCCCCCAGCUCCAGCACUAGUCCCCAGGAUCCCGAGCCUGUAGCAGGAAACCGGAGGACAGAUACUCCGCCGCCACCUGUGCCGCCGAGGUCGCCGCAGCCGCCAGCACCGCCGCCCAAGGACGCGCCGAAAGACAAGCCGAAGGGCAAGCCUAAGGACGUGAAAAUGGACAAGGCUGCCGAGGCUGCAGCGGAGAUCGGCGAAGGAUCCGGGGGUUGGGGUGCCGUAGCCUCGUCGUCAUCCACCCACGAGUCCCCGGAAUCCGCGGCGGAGCAGACACCGCAUCCAGAGGAGAUAUCGAGGGCCAUCGCAGUCUUGACCCAGGCUCUGCGACCGCAGACAAACCUGGACUCACCGACUGCAGAUGGUCUGGAGGCCCCUCAGCUGCCCGCAGAGAUCGACCGCGCGCCGACCUAUCGAGCCCGCGAGCCGCCCUCCAGCUCGCCAAUCCCGGAGAUACCUCCGGCAGUGAGCCGUGCGCCAUCGUACCGGGAGCGAGAGGAUGUUCCCGGGCCCUCCACCAUGCCAGCGCCAGCAUAUCGCCGUAACGACCCCGGACCCACCAGCAUCGUCGUCCCGCAGCCCUCUCGCGCUGCCAGCCGUGCCCCGUCGUAUCGUGAGCGAGACGCCGCUCCACCCCAGUACCAGUCCGAGUGGCGAGGCUCGGCUAGCAGCCUGAGCAGCUCGAGCUCCAUGCGGUCCGAGCGCAGCGUCGGUGGGUCGGGGCGCGUGCGCGGACCCCGCGGCCCGCGUACUUCGCGUCCUUCGCUCAAGCGGUGA